UACAAUUUUCACACCUUCAUCUUCUCUCUCUAUUUCCUUUUCCCCCAAAAGGCCAAAACACCCUUGCAGCUAGCACCAUGGUGAACAUGAAUGGUGUGUGCCAUUUAAUGCAAGGGCUGAAACCAGCGCUGCUAAUGUUGUUUGUGCAGGUUGCUUAUGCGGCAGUUAAUAUCGUCUACAAGCUCGCCAUAAACGAUGGAAUGAGCAUGACGGUCGCCACUGCCUACCGCCUCACUUUUGCAUCCGCCUUCACUGUCCCUCUUGCUCUUUUCUUUGAUAGGAAGAAGAGGCCAAAAAUUACUUGGAGGGUGCUUGUUUUGGCAUUUCUGUGUGGAAUGUUUGGGGGUAGUUUAUUUCUAAAUCUUUACGCCGUUGGUUUGGCUUUGACAUCAGCAACUUUUAUGUUGGCUGUGGUCAACCUUAUUCCUGGUAUUACCUUCAUCAUGGCUACAUCUUUUGGAUUGGAAAAAUUAAAUUUGGGAGCAGCAGAAGGGAAGGCCAAGGUGAUGGGAACUAUUGUUGGAAUUAGCGGGGCAAUGGUGCUAACCUUUCUCAAAGGGUUCGAAAUUAAUAUUUUGUCUUCUAAAAUUGACCUUAUGCAUCCACAUCAUGACCAAAGUGGGCAUAUGAUGCGGCCUCAUGUAGAUUUUAGUAAUAAACUAUUAGGUGUUCCUUGCGCCAUAGCAAGUUGCUGCUCUUUUUCUUUGUGGUUAAUCACUCAGGCUAAGAUGAACCAAGAAUACCCGAGUCAUCACUCAAGCUCAGCGUUGAUGUCAACCAUGGGAGCAAUACAAUCCAUUGUUAUUGCUCUUUGUUUUGAUAGGGAUUGGAGCCAAUGGAAGCUGGGUUUUAAUAUCAGGCUUCUAACAGUGGCUUAUUCGGGAAUUGUGGGCUCUGGUAUGGUGGUUGUUGUUAUUGCGUGGUGCAUAAAGAUGAGAGGCCCUCUAUUUGCGUCUAUUUUCAAUCCAGUGCAACUAUUACUUGUCGCCAUCGCUGCUUAUUUAUUGUUGGAUGAGAAGUUGUAUUUAGGAAGUGUGCUUGGAGCAGUGUUGAUUGUCAUUGGCCUAUAUGCGGUGCUUUGGGGUAAGAGCAAAGAAAUGAAAAAGAAGACUCAAUUAGUGCCAAUACAAAACACCACAAAGGCCGAAGUUAUUGAGGUCAAGAACAACUUCUCUCAAUUCCUCUUGGUAAGGGGAGUUUACAGGCUACGAGGAUAUGAUGAUUAUAUGAUUCUCUGGCAGGAGGAUCGCGUUUAAUUAUAUUUAAUUAGUUGUUAAUUAUCAUUGCUAUUCGAUAUGGUUGUAACUUUAAUACAGGUGUUGUGUGUGAAUGUUGGAUACUUGUAUGGUUGAUUGAUGCAUUAGACAGGUGCAGGUUAUGGCUCAAGAAAAGAAAUACAGGGAAAUAGGUCUUGGAGGCAUUUAUGUGGCAGGAACCAUGGAAUGGUUAUUCAGUGAUCAACAGAUCUAUCUUUAGCUUUCAAACAAGGAUUUUGCAUUUAGGAGAAAUUGAUUAGAAAAUAAUUAGGUGAUAAUGGCUUAGAGUAAUAAUAAAACCGUUUAUGCAUGAAACUAUAUUUUUUGUUGUUGAUCACUGAAUAACAGGUAUUCCAGGUGAUGGUUCGAUUACGAAUUCAGAAUGCCUCCAGGAUAACUACUCAAAUAUGAGUAACCGAACCUUGUGUGGUUCCAGGCAGGAUAAGGGGGAGAUGGUUGAACGAUGAUUGAAUAAUUUUCAUGCAUCAUAACAUGAGCAGGUAGGAUAAGGAGUAGGAACGAGCGGCAACUUCCACCUGAGACCCCGGAUGUGCACCCGGUGUGGAUGCCCGAGAUACCUGAGGUGGCACGUAAGACCAUGAGUGGCAGUGCAAUUUGAAAACGCUAAAAGGGUAUUCAGACUCGGUAAAGAGUGGGCCGGUGGCGCCAUAUUCCCGAGUGACGUUCCGAAGAGAGAGGCUUUGAGAAGCCAAUGGGCCCAGCAAUCAUAUGUGAUAUGUGUUUGUUGAUACGGUGGCAUGCAUAGCAUAAACUCAUAUUUGCUUAUGUAAUUUGUCUGUGAUUGUGUGUGGUUGCAGGAUGAUGAUUGAUUGCUAACCGAAUAUAAUUAUUUGCCUUACUUCUGACUGAUAUAUUAUAUAUGAUUUAUAUCUAAGUCGUUCUGUAGCUCACCCUUACGCUUUAUUU
This is a messenger RNA of Lotus japonicus, 2183 nucleotides long. RefSeq names its product WAT1-related protein At1g25270-like. Gene Ontology annotation, molecular function: transmembrane transporter activity. The transcript is spliced from 8 exons. The record is from RefSeq and is a predicted model, not a curated record. NCBI's taxonomy places the organism in Eukaryota, Viridiplantae, Streptophyta, Magnoliopsida, Fabales, Fabaceae. Bases 78 to 1256 code for a protein of 392 amino acids. Gene Ontology annotation, cellular component: plasma membrane.